Molecule: messenger RNA, 1084 nt
Organism: Mercurialis annua (annual mercury)
Lineage: Eukaryota; Viridiplantae; Streptophyta; Magnoliopsida; Malpighiales; Euphorbiaceae
Exons: 1
Coding region: 147-761 (204 amino acids)
Source: RefSeq, a predicted model, not a curated record
CCCUCCACGUCAUAUUAUCCCCCCUCCCCUUCACUCUCACAGUGACUCACUCAUUUUCUUUUUCCUUCACGUUUCCUAGAAAGUAAACCAAACUAACUCCUUUUUUAUUUUCCUUCUUCAUCAUGAAUUUAUUUUUGUAAUUAGUCAUGAACACCUUAAAUAAAAUUUGUACAGCUCUUACGGUAAUCUUCAUCGUCUCUUUAGUAGUUCUCGUCGCAGAAAUUGUCUACGUUUUGUAUCGCCGGCGAAGGUUUCGGAACCGGAGCAGUGAUAUAGAGUUCAGCAGCGAAACGUCGUCAUUUUAUCCGACGACUCCUUCGAAAGAGCUUCUUUACUUCUUCUGCUGGAAAAAUAAUUUAACCACUCGGGUCGAACCUGAUCAAGCAGAGACAGUAACUAGAGGAAUAAUCUCAGCUGCUGCUGAUACUCCGACGACGACAGGUGUCGCUGAUGAUGAUGAUGACGUGGAUGAGAUUUUGAAACGGCACGCAAUGUACGGACCGUCUAGGGUUUUGUUUACGAUAAAAGAAGAGGAAAAGGAGGACAUUGAGAUGGAUUUAUCAUCGUCCGGCGAGAGAGAAGAUGUUACGGUGAGGAGUUUUACUUCGAUUGAUAUUUCUACUGUUGCGGUAAUUGAUAUUGAUGAUACGACGCCGUUUUCCACUCCUUGUGCUUCGCCGGAGUUUUAUUCUACGCCUUCACCGUCUCCUUCCCGUGAAAGAAUUUUAAACAAAAACGAUAGCAACUUGCCGGAGAAAUGAUCGACGAUUUAGUCAAGUAGGUAACAUUUUUAUUUACUUACUGUUGUGAUGUUGCCACGUAAGCAUCGGUCAACUGUUUGGUGUGGGGCUUAAUGGAUACGUGGCAAGAUCAGAUGGCUCUGUUAAUUUUGAUUCAGUAAAGUAGGGGAUGAAAAAUGACGAUCGUAUUUAAUUUGCUGGGACAUAGCCGUGGCCGCCUGUAAUUUUGAUGGCCGUUGGAGUAACGUUAACUAUAUAGAUACUGCUCAUUAAAUAGCAGACUGUAAUAAAUUCUCACAACCGCUAUUAUAUAGGCUGAUAAUUAUCGAGAUUUCUCUUCAUUA